Gaeumannomyces tritici R3-111a-1 is the source of this 631-nucleotide messenger RNA. RefSeq lists its product as hypothetical. NCBI's taxonomy places the organism in Eukaryota, Fungi, Ascomycota, Sordariomycetes, Magnaporthales, Magnaporthaceae. The transcript has a single exon. The coding region runs from base 169 to 372 and encodes 67 amino acids. The record is from RefSeq and is a predicted model, not a curated record.
GCAACCUGCGACCCACCCUCCGCCCAAACCCACAAGGCGGGCGAGGGGACCUAUGGAGAUGGCCACGGGGCAGCCCGGACGCACGCUCCAUAGUCUCAAGCCAGGUACUUCGCGAUACCUCGAGGUACAAGCCGAAAUUGGCAGCUAGCUCCGGUCAAGGCACUUGCCAUGUCCCCGAGAAAGGAUGCCGCCGUCGCAGGGGUGUGGAAGAGGGGGGGUGGCGGCGGCAGACGUGUGAGCGGGCAUGACGGGGUCAUGAGAAAAAACAGGGAAGUUGAGCAGGCAGGGCGGGGCUUCGACGGUGGACGCCGAGAGGGAAGGCCCGACAAGGCAGGUAUUUUGGGUGCAUCAGCUGAGGGCUUGAAGGGGUGAGUGAUGAAAAUGGUGGCCUCGGGGGAAGCCGCUCGCACUUCUCAGCGAGCGAUAUUGGCUCGACGAUGAUGAAUAUACGAAGCGUAUGAUGACCAUCGUCGGCAACGUCGACAGCAGCUGGCUGACGCGACGCUUGGCAGCAUACUAUGCCCGUGUUUAGACCAUAUAGUGUAGGAUAUUAGAGGCAGCAAUAUUUCUGGCCAGAAUACAGCCAGUCAACCGUGGGCAGGACAUCACGGUGAGGAAAGCUGGUGCAUCA